UCUGCAGUGGAGCAUGCAGCGUUAUUCUGCUAGGUUAAGUGCGGCACAAUCUAAUUACUCUAAUGUCGGUUGCGGUCUUAAAUCACACUUAUUGGGUAAGUGCGCCCGUUUGUCUGUCCUUCAGAAGGGAAGCUGCUCCGCUCUGCUCUCGGACUAAUUAUUCCAACUGGAUAUGAGCAAUUGCACUUAUUGGCUAGGGCAUGGCACCGGCUGCCUGCGCUCCCAUUCGUUGCCAGUGAAGUCUGCGUGCGAUUGGGUCCUGGGAAGGAGUGGGAGUGGCGUUCUCUCUUUCCUCCCUGUGCUGGAGCGUGUGUGGAUGUGAGCACUCUUUUCUCUCCUAUUAUUUGAGUGGCUGCAGGUACUGGUGUCUGCCUCUUUGCCUCUGUGCCAGAGGGAUAAAGAGGGAAAGACAGAGGACUAGUGCUUCAUAUCCCCCUCUGGCCUCCCCGUCUCCCUGCUCCCUGUCACUCCAUCCUUCCUUCCUCCCUCCCGGACCACCCGUCAGCGGCUGGAUCAACCCGCCCGGACCCUCCUCCCACAACCCCUUUGACUAUCCUCACUUCACCGUCCCGUCUUGUGAACUGAGUGCAGGAAUUUCUGGUUACUGGGAGCUGAAGACAGGACUUUGGCAGUGCAGUCACAGACAAUCUUGGUUUGGAAGAGCAGAAGAGAACCUUUAAAUAUAAAUUUAAAAGUAAACCUCCUGUACAGAGAAACAGUAAGGAGUUGCUCAGGGUGAGGUACACUGGACAGACGGAACUCUCCCAAGUCUUCUGGAAGUGUGGCAGCACGUGGUCACAUGACCUGGAAGAGAAAACCCAAGAGACUUCUGGGAUCCCUCUCUGAAUGGGCCGGUUAUCAACCUGGAAAGAAGUCUAAAGGCUGAUGAACUGAUCCGCACAGCGACACAGCUGCGCUCUCUUCCCCUCUUCGUCUGGCCAAUCUCUCCAUUUAUGUCCUGAGAUCCACAACUUUCUGCAACUCUGGUGACUGGUUGGCUGCUGUACCAUCAUUCUCGUCCUACUCCUGGGGAUUUCCUGUCACGUGACCAUAUUCCUGCUUCACCUCCACUCCUAGUAUGGAACCCAACAAAGUCCAGUCAGAGGGUGGGCUGAAUGUGACCCUGACCAUCCGGCUUCUCAUGCACGGCAAGGAAGUUGGAAGCAUCAUUGGAAAGAAAGGGGAAACUGUGAAGAAGAUGCGUGAAGAGAGCGGCGCUCGCAUCAACAUCUCAGAAGGAAACUGUCCUGAGAGGAUCGUCACCAUCACUGGACCCACAGAUGCCAUCUUUAAGGCCUUCGCUAUGAUCGCAUACAAGUUUGAAGAGGAUAUAAUCAACUCCAUGAGCAACAGCCCAGCCACCAGUAAGCCCCCUGUCACUUUGCGCCUCGUGGUGCCCGCCAGUCAAUGUGGCUCCCUCAUUGGCAAAGGAGGCUCAAAAAUCAAAGAGAUGAGAGAGUCCACAGGAGCUCAGGUGCAGGUAGCAGGGGACAUGCUGCCUAACUCCACAGAGCGCGCAGUGACAAUCUCCGGCACCCCAGAAGCCAUCAUCCAGUGUGUCAAACAGAUAUGUGUGGUCAUGCUGGAGUCCCCACCGAAAGGUGCCACCAUUCCCUACCGCCCAAAGCCCGCCUCCACCCCCGUCAUUUUUUCAGGUGGCCAGGUAAGAGCCGACCCGCUGGCGGCGUCCGCAGCCAACCUCAGCCUUUUACUGCAGCACCAGCCACUGCCUGCCUACACAAUUCAGGGACAAUAUGCCAUUCCACACCCAGAUUUGACCAAGCUCCACCAGUUGGCUAUGCAGCAAACCCCCUUUACCCCCCUCGGACAGACCACCCCUGCUUUCCCUGGUCUGGAUGCAAGUCCCCCGGCCAGUACUCAUGAACUCACCAUUCCCAAUGAUCUAAUAGGCUGCAUAAUCGGGCGCCAGGGAACCAAAAUCAACGAGAUCCGUCAGAUGUCUGGAGCACAGAUCAAAAUAGCUAAUGCCAUGGAAGGGUCAUCAGAGCGCCAGAUCACCAUUACAGGAACCCCCGCCAACAUCAGCCUUGCCCAGUACCUCAUCAACGCAAGGUUCAGAGACGUGGCCGCCAUGUGGAAUGACCCCUCAUCAAUGACUACAUCCUGAAGCACCAAACUGCUUUCAUUAUCUGAAGCUAUCAGCAGCUGAUUCCUAAUAUACAUAUAUACAAUCUUCCCUUAGAACUCACCAACCUUUCCCUUAAACCCCAUGGUCAACUUCAUCAGUAGCUACGUUCAUGUAGGCAGACUACUGACAUUUAAAAAACAAAAGCAGGACAACUAUAGUAUGAUUUGUUCAUGUUAAUGCAGUGUUUUAGUGUAGUAUUUUAGCAUGCCGAAUGCUUGGAUCUUGUUAUAUAUUUAUUUAUUAUUUUAAAUUUGUUAGAUUAGUUCAGUAUGGUUGCUGCAUAAGUCUUGUAGUUUGGCAGCAAAGAUUUAAAAAAAUGCAAAAAGCAGAUUGCAUCCAAUAGCAUUUUCUAGCAAUGCUGUUGGCAAGGAGCUAGUGAUGUGAUGCAGAUGUUGUAAAGAAGUACAAAUGCAUGUCAGAAUCGAGGAGGUGCUGGAAACUGUGUUUCUUUAGAAGCGCAAGAGAUUUUAUUUUUGCAUUUGAUGGGAGCUUGAUUGUUUUCAGCUUAACCGUAUCGACAGUAAUGCAUGCUUAUUACUCGACGCGGAGAGCAACAAGGCGGAAAAAGCUAUCAUUCUUGUACAGAAGUGUCAAAUGCUUUCAGAAUUAUUUUAUGUUAUCUAUUUUUUCUAUCUUUUCCUUACCCCUCCCCUUUUUCCUCUUCCCUUAACUAUUCUAGGCUGACGUCUGAGGUCACUGGAAUGGGCACUCUCUAAUUUCUACCCAUGAUCCUUCACUGCAUCACAUGACCCUUGAGCCAAUGGCAUUGCACCUAGUUUGUUUUCUCUCUGUACUUUUGCUGUCCUGUAUUUUCAGUAAUUCUGACUAAUUUCUAUUCUAUAAUGUGCACAUAUUUCAAAUCUCAGUUUGCUGUUCCUCCUACUCAGCCUUUGUUGUGCUCCCGAUGGUCCUGCUUUAUAAUUAUUUUCACAGACACUUUCACUUUUUUUUGACUCUCUAGUACCUCAUGUCACCGGUGUUCUGUUUUCCAUCGCUUUCACUGUGAAUUCACGUUUUCCGGUCCGUAUUCUGUGGUGUGGUACAGCAAAGCCAAUGAAAUCCUUCACUUUCCAAUCUUUCAUUAGGUCAGAUUGAGUUUAAAGCAGCGGUCCUGUGCUUUGCUCCAGGGCUUUGCUCACUGGGAAACUUACAACAGUGCGUCUCAUACAUGAAUAAUGAAACCAACUGAUGGAGUUGGAAUGUUUGCACCACGCCUGUACGAUUUGUUUGCAUCUGUCAUUGUGGCAUGCGGAGUAAAACAGAGAAUCCAUUAUUAGCUUCUUGUAUUCACUUUCAGAACCGAGAGGAGGAAGAAAAUCAGUGUGAAAACAAACAAUAUGAGGAUGUAUAAGCCGCUCUCUCAACUUUACUGCAUGCUGAGACAUUUCAAUUCAGCCCACAAUCUUAAGUUUAAGUAAUUGAAUAUAUCACAGCAGAAUUAUUUAUAGGAUAUUUUUAUAUGCGACGUGUUUUUGCAGUAGUAUGAGAAAUACAGUGGCUUUAUUCCUUUGGAAGUGAAUACAGAUGUGCUGAUAAUGAAAUCCACCCCAUGCUCCUCUACCAUACGCUCUCUCUGUGAGUAUGGUAAACUCUCAUGAAGGGUACAAAAUGAACUUUUUGCCACUCCUCAACAUUUUGGAUGAACAAUGUUACCUGCCAUAAAACUGUAUUUUGCAUUAUUAUUGGGAUAUGCAGAGGCCUCGUUCAUAAAAACACUUACGAUCGGAUUUGAUUUCAUCUUAAGUCAAACAUGAGCAACAAAUCGAGAUUUAUAAAGGCAAAAGCAAAUGUGAAUUUAAGAUGAACUGCAAUUUAUGAAGUGGGAUGGAUUUAGGAAAAUAUAUUGGCUCAUAAUCAUUAAUAAUAAAUCAUUAUAAAUAAUUUUACAUGUAUAUUAUAUAUAUAUAUAUAUAUAUAUAUAUAUAGAAUACACACACACACACACAUAUAAUUAAAUAAUUAUAUACAUUUAUUAUUAUUUCAAAAUAAGAAAUUGUUAAAUAAUUAAUUAUUAAUUUCUAUUUUACAAUUAAAAUAUAUAUAUAUAUAUGUAUGUUGAAUUCAAGCUGAACUGCAAUUUAUGAAGUGGGAUGCAUUUAGGAAAAUCUUUUGUGAAUAUUGACAUUUUAUGAAUCAUUUGCAGGAACAUAUAUUAAAGUAAUUAAAAUAAUCCAACAUUGUUGAUUCAUUCAUAGGUACAUUUUGAAAUUUGUCGUACAUUCACAUUACACGCAUGUCUUUAUAAACGAGGCCCCUGAUUUCAUAUUACAAACCUAUUCAAUUUCAAUCAAUUUUUACUCACACUUGGCAGUUGGUGAGUGUUCAUUCUGGACCCUUUCCUCAUGCGUCCAGCAGCACACUUCAUUCUGACAGUGUUUUCCAUAUUGCUCUCCAAAACCAUAUUUGUCAGUCAAACUGAAAAGACAUGCACAAGCUCUGCAUGCGUCAGACGAGACUAAGGUCGUUCUCCACUGACAGCUUCUGAAACAUGUGCACGCACAGUCGACACAGCUGCCAUGGCCAUAUUUCUGCUACAUACCAAUACGACAGAGCGCUUUGUUAUUUUCCCUAGUCCACUCUUCAGUAAUUAGUCAGGAUCAUUUGUAUCUCGGGCUCUGGAAUGUUCACGGAUUUUGGCCAGACUUUCAAAAGUGAUGGCAGAUUUAGUACCCUGGUCUGCUCUUAAACAUGAUUGUUUAUUGAUAACAGUUGUUUAGCUUCAGUUAAGGCCACUGUGUGUUUUUAUUAUUAUUACUGAUACCCAUGAUUCUUGAGUGUGUCUCCUCCUGCUGAUGUAGCCUUUACUGAUCAGCUCUAAUAAUAUUUUUCUCACAUGCAAAAUUUGAUUGACUUUAAGCUAUUUAUGUUGCAUGUUUUGCUGUGAAUAAUUAUUAAGACAGCCUGUGUACACUAUUAAUGAUUCCUUCCCGUUAUUUUAUCCAUCUGACCAGUUUUUUUUUUUUUUGAAGAUGUGUGUAAUUUCUGCAGCACAAAACAAUCUGCGGCCUGACUGGCAUGAGAUGUUGAAAUAAAUGUGAAGAUGCUCUGGGUCGGUAAUGGUACAUGCAUCUCAUAAAGCAAUUAUAUAAGAACCCCAAUGACAUUGAAGUGCUUUUCAAGUCUGGAGACCUUACCAAUGAAUGUGUAGUGCCGUAACCCCAUCUGUUGUAUUGUAAAUACCUGUGGAGAAAUUAUUGUGGGUUGUAUAUUUGGAGAUGCUACAAAAAAUGAGUUACCUCCCUCUAAAAUGAAUAUGUCAUACCAUGCAUGUUGAAGAUUAGCAGCAAGGCACUUGAUUUGUUCUGUUUCCACAUAAAACCUGUUUAGUUAUCCUUUGACUUCCAUUCAGACAGACAGGGGAAUGAUUGAAGUCAUUAUUUUUGCAAUUUUAUUUGUUGCUGCUAGUUGCGCAGAAAUUACACACUUCAAUUCUCGCCCCAGCAAAACUGUCAGUGUUGUGUUGCUAUAGUUAAGCAAUUUAUUUCCAGUACUGAAGCCCUCUGAUUAAGCUCUGAAAGUUUUCCCAAUUUUUCCUGAAGAUUGCGACCAAGCUGAUGUCAUGUUGAGUUCCCAUUUUAUCCAAAUCGGAACUUUUUCAGUCAGCAAUCAAUAUGUAUUUCAUCCUCCACAUUUAAAUGUGUAAAAUGUGGUAUUGAGGCUGAAAGUUGAAUGUAACUGCUUCAACGUGAUUCAUUAUUCAACCUCUAGUUUAACUUUCUUGGCAUUUUCAAAUUGCAUGGUUUUUACAUGAGAAUAUGUAAUCAUGCACUAGAAGAAACAAUUUUUUUUCACAGUCUUACAACAGAAAAUUAUGGAAACUGUUUCCACCACAGGAUAAAAUUGCGAUCUCACAAUUUGGACUUUUUUUCCCUCAUAGUUUUGAGUUUAUUUCUUAUCAUUUGAACAUUUUAUUCCUCAGAAUUGAGAUAUAAAUUGCAGUUCUGAGAAGAAAAGUCUGAAUUGUGAGAUAAUGUAAUUUACAAGAAAAAAAAAGAUCUAUUUUUAUGUAAACUCGGAAUUCUCUAAUAAAAAAGCCAGAAUUGUUAGAUUUAAACUCCGAAUUCUGAGUUUAUAUCUUUUUUACAUUGCAAGAAAAGAGUCUGAAUUGUGAUAUAAAAGUCACUUUUUAUGUUUUAUUCCUAGGCGGAAACAAUCUUCCAUAAAAAAUGCGUUCUUAUUUAUUUAAUCCGGUUCAAAAGCAUGCAUUUGCAAAGCAUUGAAGUUAUAAAGUUCUAUAUUUCUAUAUUUCUAUUUGGUAUCUGUUAAGCAGUAUCACUGCAGUCAAAUCACAGAUAUGCACCCAAGAGUUAAUUUACACCAAAAUCUAACAUUUUAUGUUUUAAUGUCUAUUAUGAGCACAGAACUUUUAUAAUAUUGGACUUGUAAAGGUAUGCACAUGGUCAUGCUGAGCCAUCCGUGCACAUGGCCGGAAAUGAUGUCAUACUGUUGCUUUAAAAUAGCUCAUUUAUCUGGAAUUAUUCAACACAUUUUGUUGGUGUUUUAGAUUCAGCGUCGUCGCAUUUACCAUAUGUUUUGCACUGCUUUGAAAUGUAAUAUUUGUGUCAGUGUCUUAGACUCUGUUAAACAUUAAGUUAGAUUGUAUGUUUACACAAGACCAUGUCUUGUGAUACAUGUAUGGAAUGUUUUAUUUGAUGUUAUGUUUAGUCCAUAACGUGCUGUACUCUAGAUCACUGUACAGAUGCAUAUUAAUAUUCAGACAGCAGCAUGCGUAACUUUGACAUUUCUCAGUAGCAGAAUGCUUCACCAAGGGAGGCUUUUGUUAUUUUUUAUUACUAUUGUUAUGACUAUUAUUUCACAAAUGCAAUAAAAAUAAAUGUUCGUAUAGGACUGCAGUGACGUGUCGAAAAUGAUGUACUGUUUGGUGGAAAACUCAGUACACCAUUACAAACGGCUAUUGUAUUUUUUCAUGUUUCAUCUCCACCCGACCUCAUGAUAUUCACAUGAUGUUGUUCUCAUGCAAAUCAUGUGGUUAAUUUGCACUCAUAAUUUUAAUCUGCAUUAAUUCUCACUGUGCUCAUCUAAAAUCAUUGCAUUCAUUUUGUUGGUCAUGCAGUUUUUCAUUGUACUAGAGCAGCAAAAAAAAAAAAAAAAUGAAAAAAUGAAAAAAAAAAAAGCCCUCUACCUGUCUGUGCUUCUGUAAAUGAUUAUGUUUGGGAAAAAAAAUGUAACAGAGUAAUUAUUUUAUGUUGGACAAUUUGCUGCUUGCAGGUCUAUAUUAGAUUCAAAUUACUGCUGAGGUUAGGUUAAACUUUGAAAUGUUUUGUAAAAAGGAGAUAAUAAAGUUUGUUUUUCCCUUGAA
Molecule: messenger RNA, 7469 nt
Organism: Onychostoma macrolepis
Lineage: Eukaryota; Metazoa; Chordata; Actinopteri; Cypriniformes; Cyprinidae
Gene: pcbp3
Product: poly(rC) binding protein 3
Exons: 17
Coding region: 1079-2128 (349 amino acids)
Biological process (GO): regulation of RNA metabolic process; regulation of gene expression
Cellular component (GO): nucleus; cytoplasm
Molecular function (GO): mRNA binding
Source: RefSeq, a predicted model, not a curated record